Molecule: messenger RNA, 1434 nt
Organism: Durusdinium trenchii
Lineage: Eukaryota; Dinophyceae; Suessiales; Symbiodiniaceae
Source: the annotation of a GenBank genome assembly
AGGAGGAGCAGGGCUCAAACCUGACAUAGCUGCAGCGUCGUGGGACCGGGCAGACUGUUCCAGUCGGUUUGCGGCCUUGGUGAUGGAUUGAGCUUUGAAAGAUGCAGCCGCCCCUACCACCUCCCGAGGUUAGCUCGGAGUUGCAUUCAUGGUUGGUGGAGCUGGGCGUGAUCAAAGGAAAACCUGGUGCUGGCAAGGGAAGCCAUGUGCUGCCUGGAAAGUUUCUAGCGAACCUGGCCUCUGGCGAGGGCUUCGUGGAGCUUUUGAACUCGAUUUUUGAGCGCCAUGCAGUGAAGCAAAGGCUCACAGCGCAUUCAGGGCAGCCGCAUUCCACGUGGACGCAGGUGGCAAAAGGACUACAGCGUUUGUCUGUGGAGUUGGAUGAUGCCGCUGUCGGAACUUUGGCCAGUGGGGACCAAGCCCUAGCCUUGGAGCUUUUGGAGGAGCUUCAUACGGUAUACCAACACUGGGCAGCGCAAGACGCAAAAAAGCAGAGGCGGCCAAAAGGAAGACGUGCACAACCACAGCAGGGACCCAACGGCUAUUCCCACAUGGUCAGACCAGGUGCUCAACCUGUCCUGGUGCCGCCUCCUUCAACAGAAAAAGAUAAGGCAGCUCCAGGUGUAGAGCCGAGCGGCAGGCAUGCCCAAAGUGAUGCACAAGAGGUGACUCCACUUUCCAAAGAAAGAGGUGUCGUCUCUCCUGUAGAGCCAACACUUCCUGGAAGCAUUGAAGAAGCAGCUGAUGAACUUCCAUCCAGUUAUCGCUCCAGGCCAGAUGAGGCUCCUGCACCAAGAGACAAAAGGAGUAAAGCGGUUAUGGAUACGCUCAGCCUUUCUGCGGACCGAGAUUUUACCGUGGCCACUUCGGCUCCUGAAUUGCUGGGCCUGUCGAUGAUUCAGCAAUUCAGAAUCACCCCAGCCCAGGCACAAGAGCUAUUGUCUGACAACGGCCGGCGACUACAGCGUGCCUUCUCCGACGCCAAUGAGCGAAAUGGAGCACACCUUACUAGAUGGCUUGGAUCUUUGACCCAUUAUGGACGAGCAAUUGCGGAGCUUCUUCUCGUGCGUCCAGAGCACGUUGGGUUCACACUCACGAUUUUAGGUCAUGGUUUAAACUCUUCGAGUGAUGCCGGAGAGCUCGCUUGCUCAAUCGUGGCUUCUGUUUGCGGGGCGCUGACUGCAACACACUUGAAGAAAGAUUGCACUGAAUGGCUGGUGAACUCGUCUGCUCUGGGAGAUAUGACAGCUUUGAUGGCCCAGCGACCAGCAUCAACUGCAUCUGCAGUCUCAGUGAUGGUGAGCUGCUGUGGAGACUCGUGGCUCGUUCUGACGGCGCAAUACUUAAAGCACAUUGCAAGAGGAGAACAGGAGUACCUUGCUUUGAUCCACAAUGUGCUCCGAGUCCUUCUGACCACACGAGAGACGGCGGAGG